This is a messenger RNA of Adineta steineri, 1488 nucleotides long. The record is from the annotation of a GenBank genome assembly. NCBI's taxonomy places the organism in Eukaryota, Metazoa, Rotifera, Eurotatoria, Adinetida, Adinetidae.
AUGCCAUGGAAAGCAUUGCCAUUCCCGGAUCGAGCUCGCGAGCGUACACUCAGCGAGAAAUUCAACGUCACAGGGAUACCAUGUUUGAUCGUCCUCUCCUCAACCUGUGAAGUUCUGACUUCGGAAGGUGUUGCUGAAAUCAGCGCAAGCGGUGCUGAUGCUAUUCGACGAUGGUCGCAAGGUAAGGCUUAUGAUACCAGUAAUACUCAUGGUUUCUAUCAACGAGAUCACUUGUAUGAUACCAGUAAUAUCAAUGGUUUCUAUCAACGAGAUCAAUAUUAUGAUGCCAAUAACACCGAUGGUUUCUAUCACUAUCAACAUUCGGGAUUUGGAAGUUCAGGACAAGCUGUUGAGUCUGGUGAGACUGUAACAGUCAAUACAUCGACUAUUUUUGAAACGAAUGAAUAUCUGGACAAAACAGCCACGAAUAUUUAUCGAUCUUCUAGUCCACAGGUUGUUCGAGAAGUAUUAACUCACGGUGAUCAUGGAGCUUACGGAUCACAUGAACAACUCAUUUGUGUUCGAUUUCUUCAACCACCAGAAGUUCCACCACCAGGACCACUGAUUAUCAGAGAAGUGCGUCCACCACAAGCAGCACCACCGCCAACACUUGUCAUAAACGAAUGUCCACCACUUCCUGAAAAACUACCUCCACUUAUCCUCCGUGAAGAACCACCAAUACCGCCACCAAUUAUUCCCAGUGAAACAAUUACUAAAUAUCUACCUGCCAUACCUGCUCCAGCACGAUCAGUUCUUAUCAAACGUUAUCCAGCUCUUCCAACAAGACCACGCGAUAUUUUAAUUGAGCGAUGGCUUCCCUAUGGGCCUCGACCUCAACGUGAAACAAUCACAUAUCCGGCUCCUCCUGCUAUAAGUUAUCCAGAGCCAUUUUUUAGGAUUAUCCAAUAUGAAGCUGGUCAUGCAUCCAUACAUCACCGAUUUGAAACUCUUUUUGCUCGUGAAAAUCCUGAAUAUUAUCGAACUCGUUAUGGGUCAUCACUUUUAGAUACAACAACACUUCUUCGACUGGCUCGUGAAGCUGGUGUUUCUGAAGAUUUAACACUCCCGCCAGCAGCACCACCACUAGUUCCAGGAUAUGGAGGUUUCGGUGGAACCCAUGAUUAUCAUAUGUAUGGAGGGGCGAAGGUUUCUUCAUCAGCUCCUAAAUUGGCAUGGGAUGAUUUCUUACAAGUCUUGCAAGUAUUCAUGUUAGGCAAUCACCAGGAACAAGAAUUAGACAUUAAACGCGCCUUCGACAUUCUCGACCAAUGCAGUAGAGGCCUCUACGGUCGGACAGUCAGUUUAGCAGACGGUCUGAUUUCACCCGAUGAACUCCGGGCCUUCUUGUCAAUCCUUACCGAUGAAUAUCGUGUUGAUCUUUGUGUUUUUCUGGCUGAUACAGAUGGAUCUGGCCAAAUCAGCUUGUCUGAAUUCACCCGAAUGGUCAAGUCGGGAUUGGCAAGAGACAUUAUUUGCGAAUGCAUAUAA